Messenger RNA from Guyanagaster necrorhizus, 1487 nucleotides. RefSeq lists its product as uncharacterized. The coding region runs from base 197 to 1234 and encodes 345 amino acids. Lineage: Eukaryota; Fungi; Basidiomycota; Agaricomycetes; Agaricales; Physalacriaceae. The record is from RefSeq and is a predicted model, not a curated record. The transcript is spliced from 3 exons.
GAAAAUUGGACCCACAGCGCCCCACAUAGCAACAAAUCGGACCGGUAGGUAGGUAGCGUUACACGACAGUCCACACAGACUCGAGCUGUGCGGAGUUCAAAUAUAUACUCAUUUGGAGCUCUGGAACGACUUGUCCCAAACAUGCUGUAUCGGCACCUAUCGUGCUGUCUGCCUCGUUGUAUCCUCUUCUGCGACCAUGCCUUCCUCUCAGGAUGUACUCGACGACACAAAGGGGAAGAAAUCUGAAGAGCCUACCCAACAUGACAAUGACCAGCCGGAGGUCGAGAAUCCCGCAUAUGACUCUUCUCGCAGACGGAGAAAUUCUACUAGAGGGCUGAUGGGUGUGAAAAUGCGUGAAUAUGUAGUCAAAGGCAAUGACCCGUUCGACUACGAACAGAAAUUCCCCGAAGACAAGCGGUACGAGGAAUUGGGACCGACUGCCAGGGUGUGGAGAACAUACCUUGAAGAGUGCGCUACAUUUGACAUCGAGAUGGUAGAAGGAUGGAGAGAUGGAUUAGAUGUUUUGCUAGUUUUCGCUGGUCUCUUCUCUGCUGUGGUCACUACCUUCGUUGCUCAAACGUCGCAGAGCCUUCAAGUCGACUACGGUCAGGUCACGGCGUCGCUCCUAUUCGAGCUAAUCGACGUCCAGCGUGCAGCGGCCAAUGGUUCCAUUGUGAACGACGUUCCCCGCUCCGGCCUUACUCCAUUCUCAGACUUUCAUCCCACAACUUCCGAUUCGUUAGUAAAUGGACUGUGGUUCACCAGCCUCUCGUUCAGCCUCACUACCGCACUGUUUGCUGUCUUAACGAAACAGUGGAUCCAUGAGUACAUGGCUGUUCCAUCUGGCACGCCCCGGGACAGAUGUCGGGUUCGUCAAUUUCGAUACAUGGGACUGCGGAAGUGGCGUGUAGGUUUCAUUAUUGGAUUAUUAUCCGUCCUUAUGAGCACGUCGCUUUGCGUGGUUUUAAUGGGUCUGGUAAUAUUCCUACUGCCAUGCAAGUGUCGAUUGCAUCCAUUGUCGGGUCUAUCGCCUUUAUAUUAUUCGCCAUGUAUUUCAUCACCAAUUUCCUUCCAAUCGUAUACCCCUCGUGCCUGUACAAGACGCCGCUGUCGCACUACAUAUUUCCUCUCUAUGCCUAUGUUGUUCACAACGGCCUUUUCUCAUCGGUCAUAUCUCCAAGUACUGGUCCAGGUCCUCACCAGUUCCGAAAAAACCUCCCAUUCGUACGCUUAGAGAAGCUGAAUGUGAAGCCGUUAAGCUGAAUGCCGACGAAACGGACGCACGCGCCUUGUCCUGUUUGUACUCCGUAUCGUCCAACCUUAGCGUUCAAAGAAUUGUUGCGGAAUCAACUGUUACUUUACCGAUACGAUCUGUGAACUCCGUACAGCAUCAUGCAGAAGGGCUUCCGAGUGUGUGUGCCCUUACACUCCAAGGACUUUUGGAUGAUGCUCAUCGAAGCGAAGUUCUUGUUGACGCCAGCAAGAUG